This is a messenger RNA of Alligator sinensis (Chinese alligator), 1017 nucleotides long. Its product is annotated as olfactory receptor 2T27-like. Gene Ontology annotation, molecular function: olfactory receptor activity; G protein-coupled receptor activity. The coding region runs from base 1 to 945 and encodes 314 amino acids. NCBI's taxonomy places the organism in Eukaryota, Metazoa, Chordata, Crocodylia, Alligatoridae. The record is from RefSeq and is a predicted model, not a curated record. The transcript is spliced from 2 exons. Gene Ontology annotation, biological process: G protein-coupled receptor signaling pathway. Gene Ontology annotation, cellular component: membrane.
AUGAAGAGUGAAAACGAAACUUCUUCAGUAGACUUCAUUCUGCUGGGAUUCCUGAGUCGGACCAAUGUACACAUGUUCCCCAUGGCCAUGAUCUUAUUAGCCUUCAUCGCCGCCUUGUCUGGGAAUGCUCUUCUCAUGCUUCUAAUCCAAGUGGAUUUCUCCCUUCACACUCCCAUGUACUUUUUCCUCAGACAAUUGGCCUUCAUGGACAUCUGUCAGACACUGAUAAUUGUCCCCAAAAUGUUAGCUGACUUCCUGAUCCCAGGCAACCCCAUUUCUCCAGCUGGCUGUGGGACUCAGAUUUUCCUUGCGUUGACAAUGGGUGCAUCAGAGUGCCUGCUCCUGGCGGUCAUGUCUUAUGACAGGUACAUAGCGAUCUGCAACCCCUUGCAGUACCCUGUCCUCAUGAGAAGGAGCAUCUGCUUUCUUUUAUCAGUUGGAGUCUGGAUGGGAGCAUCAGUAAAUGCAUUCAUUCAGACAGUGUUCACACUGGGUUUCCCCUACUGUGGCUCCAAAGAGAUUGACCACUUCUUGUGUGAGAUCCCAGCCCUGCUCAAAUUGUCCUGCUCUGACACCUCUCGAUAUGAGACUCUGCUGUUUGUGGCUGGCAUUGUCAUGCUCCUCAUCCCUUCUUCCCUUAUACUAGCCACUUACGCUUGUAUCCUCUACAGGGUCCUGAGCAUGAAGUCUACCAAAGGACAGCAGAAAGCUCUGGCCACCUGCUCCUCCCAUCUCACUGUGGUGGUCAUGUUUUACGGGGCAGCCAUCUUCAUGUACAUGAGACCCAGCUCCUACCACUCUCCAGAGCAAGACAAGAUUGUGUCUCUGUUUUACACCAUUGUCCCCCCAGUACUCAAUCCACUCAUCUACAGCCUGAGAAACAGGGAUGUCCUACAUGCCCUCAGAAAGUGGAUUGGGAAAUGCAGACACUUCCAGCAAGAUUGACAGAAGUUGUAGCCGAGCCAGAUAUCAUGGAAAAGGGCAAAAGGGAGAAACAGGAAGCUUUCAAGGUUUACA